Molecule: messenger RNA, 447 nt
Organism: Necator americanus (New World hookworm)
Lineage: Eukaryota; Metazoa; Nematoda; Chromadorea; Rhabditida; Ancylostomatidae
Exons: 1
Coding region: 1-447 (148 amino acids)
Source: RefSeq, a predicted model, not a curated record
AUGGGGCAGAGAUUGGCUCCCACCUUAGCUAUUUCAUUUAUGACCAAAAUUGAAGCACCUGUUCUGGAACUACGUCCAUUGUUCUACUCUCGGUACAUUGACGAUUGUUUUGUCAUUUGCGUCACCCAAGCGGAGAUGGACAAAUGUUUUGGCUUGUUGAACCGACAGUCCGAACACAUAAAACUUGCUAGGGAGAAACCACAGGAUAACUGGCUUCCUUUUCUGAACAUCCAGGUUUGCAUCUCAAACGGUACGUACCAAACGAAAUGGUAUCGUAAGCCCAGUAACAAAAACAUCUUGGUUCAUUUUCUUUCUGCUCAUCCAUUUCACAUGAAGAAAGCUGUGCUUAACAACAUGUUCCGCACGGCAAGAACUGUUUGUAGGGACCUGAGGAGAGAAGGAAUCAUUAACUUUGGCUCACGAAAUUGCUGUUUCGAAUGGUUAUGA